Molecule: messenger RNA, 5988 nt
Organism: Mustela lutreola (European mink)
Lineage: Eukaryota; Metazoa; Chordata; Mammalia; Carnivora; Mustelidae
Gene: ADAT1
Product: adenosine deaminase tRNA specific 1
Exons: 10
Coding region: 559-2073 (504 amino acids)
Biological process (GO): RNA processing
Molecular function (GO): adenosine deaminase activity; RNA binding
Source: RefSeq, a predicted model, not a curated record
GGAAGCGCCGGUGUCCGCGGCGGGCGGGCGUGGUGCGGGUGGCCUCGCAGCGGCGGGCGCGCCUCCCGAGGAGGUGGGCGCGCAGGUUGUCGCUGUUUCACGCGGGCCCAGAGCUUCUCGGGCAGCUGGCCGAAUGGGCCCCACUCCCGCUCUAGAGCCUGCAGAGGAGGGGCUGCGGUCGGGAUUAUUGAGCAGAGGGGACUGCAGCCAAAGCCUUUUCUCCCGUGGUGAGAAAAUGAAGCUGAGCUGCCUUCACCUUACUUUGAAAAGGGAGUGGGUUCUUGGGCUUUUUGUGCGUGUUGCCACAUGCGAUCUUGUGGGCAGAGACCUGCCUGUUUCACUGAGCUGUUGUUUCAUAGGACGUUACUCCAGACCCAAGAGAGAGUGGAUGUGGAGUUUGGAUUUUAGUGGACCUAGUUUAGCAAAACAUGGAUUCAUGUCAGCUACCGUGCACGCUCACCCAGACAAUUACGUGAAUGAGAAGAUGGAAUAGUUCCGGGCUCCAUCAUCUUAGGGAGUCAGUGGUACUUCUGGCAAGUUCUGUCUUCCCUGGCUACUAUGGUUCGUGCACUAACGCGGACCAUGUGGACUGCAGAUGAGAUUGCCCAGCUGUGUUAUGAGCACUAUAGGACCAGACUGCCCAAGCAGGGGAAACCUGACCCCAACCGUGAGUGGACAUUACUAGCAGCCGUGGUGAAGAUACAGCCUGCAGCUGACCAGGCCCAUGGCAUCACUAAUAAACCGGCACAAGUGACGAAGGAAGUUGUCUCCAUGGGAACAGGAACGAAAUGUAUAGGCCAGUCCAAAAUGAGGAAGAGCGGAGACAUCCUCAAUGAUAGCCACGCUGAGGUCAUAGCCAGGAGGAGUUUCCAAAGGUACCUUCUCCAUCAGCUCCACUUGGCGGCCGCCCUGAAGGAGGAUAGCAUCUUUGUCCCUGGAACUCAGAGAGGGCUGUGGAAACUCAGGCCAGACCUCUCCUUUGUGUUUUUCUCCAGCCAUACACCCUGUGGGGAUGCCUCCAUCAUUCCAAUGCUCAAGUUUGAAGAUCAGCCCUGCUGUCCUGUCCGUAUAGACUGGGCCAGUAAGCCAUCAGAAGCCAGUGGUGACCUGGAAGCUCCUGAGGACACAGAGAGAUGUGAGGGCCUGGGUAGUCCUAUGACCAAAAAGAUGAGGCUUGAGCCCGGGACUCCUGACGGUGUAGCUCAACAUCAGAGUUUUGGCCAUCAGGAGAGUGGCCCAGUCACACCAGACGUCAGCGGCUCUCAUGUUACUGCACAGGAACAGGCCCCUGUCACCAGAACGGCCCCCAGUGGUGUCAAAGUGGUGGACGUUUAUAGAACCGGAGCCAAGUGUGUGCCCGGAGAAGCUGGAGACUCCCGGCAGCCUGGUGCUGCGUAUCACCAGGUGGGGCUGCUCCGAGUGAAGCCCGGCCGGGGAGACCGGACUUGCUCCCUGUCCUGCAGUGACAAGCUGGCCCGGUGGAACGUCCUCGGAUGCCAGGGGGCACUGUUGAUGCACCUUCUAGAAGAGCCCGUCUACCUAUCAGCUGUGGUGAUUGGGAGGUGCCCAUACAGCCAGGAGGCGAUGCAUAGAGCUCUGACCGGGAGGUGCCAGAACAUCUCUGCGUUACCGAAAGGCUUUGGAGUUCAAGAAGUGAAAAUACAGCAGUCUGGUUUACUGUUUGAACAGAGCCGCAGCGCAGUACAGACAAGAAGGGCUGAUGGCUCGGGCCGACUUGCUCCUUGUGGUGCAGCCAUCAGCUGGAGCGCAGUUCCCGAGCAGCCGCUGGAUGUCACUGCCAAUGGCUUUCCGCAGGGAACAACGAAGAAAGCCAUCAGGUGCCUUCAGGCCAGAUCCCGGAUCAGCAAAGUGGAACUCUUUAGAUCAUUCCAGAAACUGCUAAGCAGUAUUUCGGAGGACAAGUGGCCAGACUCCCUCAGGCUGCGGAAGCUGGAGACGUACCACGAGUACAAGGAGGCCGCGUCUGCUUACCAGGAAGCCUGGAGUGCGCUCCGAAAGCAGGCCUUCGGAUCCUGGAUCCGAAACCCACCAGAUUAUCACCAGUUCAGAUAAGAAGGGCAAACUGCAACAAGCAUGUUGGUGGCAGAGUUUUCCGGCUCUUCACACUGGACCACUGCUUUCCUUUGUGCUAGACAAGAUGGAGCUUUUCUUGUGGCCGAGUCAGGCAAAAAAAGAUCUGCCAUCUACCAGAGUGACCUAUCACUUCAGACAGAACUCUGGAACAUGGAACAGUCUAUCCUUGAUUGAAGUCGCUCUCUCUGCUGAAAUGGCAUCUAGCUGAUGACCUUGGCAUCUGUGCUGACUCGUGUGUGAUUGCUUCUCUAAAAUAAUGGAAUAAGAUCGUGGAACGUGAUGCUUUAAAAGGACUCUGUGGUUGCUCUGUUUUGGGUGCUCUUGCUUUGAUUUGGCAAGUGUUUAUGGGACUGAGAUGAUGUUCAGAUCUGCAAGUUUUAGUGCUUCCUUUGGUGUUGUGGACGGGUUUUCUCUACUCAGCCUUUCUUCCUGGGAGAACUACCCUUUCCUGCUCUACCCACAGCACUUGGUUGAAGCAGACCUUUCUCCCCGGCUGUGAGAGUGGGAGCCAGCCCGACAGUCCCGGAACUGUGAGAGAGCUAGCAGGAAGAGUCUCUCUCUGCUGUAAAGGCCACAGAGUCGUGGGACCGCCUGUGGCUACUUUUGCCACCACACAGCAAUGGGCAGCUUGAGAAUGAAGGCAGUCAAGAAGGAAAUCUGUUCCCGUGACCUUGUCUGUAUGCCACUGCUCACCUUGGACUCCCAAGUAUGUGACUUAAAUUUGUAUUAUUUUGGUUCAGCCUGGUUGAGUAGGUUUUCUGAAGCUUGCAGCUGAAAGAGUUCUGUCUAAAAGGCCAAAGGUCUGGGGUGCCUGGGUGACUAGUGGGUUAAGCCUCUGCCUUCGGCUCAGGUCAUAAUCCCAGGGUGCUGGGAUCGAGCCCUGCAUCAGACUCUCUGCUAAGUAGGGAGCCUGCUUCCGCCUCUCUCUCUGCCUGCCUCUCUGCCUACUUGUGAUCUCUGUCUGUCAAAAAAAUAAAAAAAAAUCUUUUUUUAAAAAAUAAAAUAAAAAAAUAAAAGGCCAAAAGUCUGUAUAGCAGAUCGGCAGCAGACCUAGCAACCAACAUGUAAUACUUAACUCUCGGCCUCUCCAUACCUUCCAUCACUGACGGCAAGGCAAGUUCUCCCUCUUUGGAUUAUUCAAAAUCCUUCUCAAAGUUCUUCAGCCUUUUUUUUUUUUUUUUAAGAUUUUAUUUUUUGGGACGCCUGGGUGGCUCAGUUGGUUAAGCAGCUGCCUUCAGCUCAGGUCAUGAUCCCAGCGUCCUGGGAUCGAGUCCCGCAUCGGGCUUCUUGCCCCGCAGGGAGCCUGCCUCUCCCUCUGACUCUGCCUGCCACUCUGCCUGUGCUCUCUCUCUCUCUGACAAAUAAAUAAAUAAAAUCUUUAAAAAAAAAAAAAAGAUUUUAUUUUUUAACUUUUUGUAUAAAUUCAUUUUAGUUAACAUAUCCUGUAUUACUGCUUUCAGAGGGAGAAUUUAGUGAUUUCUCAGUUGCCUAGAACACCCAGCAGUCACUACCUCAGGUGCCUCCUUAACGCCCCUCCCCCAGUUACCACAAUCCCCCAACCACCUCCUUUAGAUUUUAUUUUUAAGUAAACUCUGCACCCAACAUGGCGCUCAGACUCACAACCCCAAGAUCAAGAGUCAUGCGUUCCACUGACUGAGGCAGCCAGGUGCCCGCCAUUUUUGUAUAGCUUUGAAUUUUUUUUUUUUGAAGAUUUUAUUUAUUUGACAGAGAUCACAAGUAGGCAGAGAGGCAGGCAGAGAGAGAGAGGGAGAAGCAGGCUGCCUGCUGAGCAGAGAGCCCGAUGUGGGUCUCGAUCCCAGGACCCUGAGAUCAUGACCUAGGCUGAAGGCAGAAGUAACCCACUGAGCCACCCAGGCGCCCCUGAAUGUUUUUUUAAUAACAGCUUUAUUGGAAUAUAAUUUACAUUCCAUACAAUUUACCCAUUUAAACUAUAUAAUUUAGUGGCUUUUAGUUUAUCCACAAAGUUGCACAGCCAUCACCACAAUCAAUUUUAGAACAUUUUUGUUCUAAAUUUGGGGGAAGGGACACUUAUCAACCCAGUCGGGUGCCCAUUUGCAGCCACUGCCCAUUUUCCCUCAACCCCACCCCGACCCCAGCCCUAGGGCCACCGGCAGUCUACUUUCUGUCUCUAAAGAUUUGCCUAUUCUGAACAUUUCAUAUAAAUGGAAUCACAGAAUACAUGGUCUUUUGUGACUGGCUUCUCUCACUGAACAUAAUGUUUUCAAGAUUCGUGAUGUGAUAGCACGAAUCAGCACAGACCCGUACUAUAUUCCUUUCUGUGGAAUAAAAGUUACAUUCAGUUGUAUGGAUGUAUCACAUCUUAUUUAUCCAGUCAUCAGUUGAUGGGCACCAGGGUUGUUGGCACUUUGGGGCUGUUAUGAAUAGUGCUGCUGUGAACAUUCUUGUACUAGUUUGUAUGUGAACAUAUGUUCUUAAAUUUUUUUUAAUGACAGAAGUAACACAUUUUUGUCCUAACAAAUUAUCCUUGAAUUUUUUUCCAUAAGAAAUCUUUUUUUAAAGUUAUUCUUUAAAUAUUUUAUUUAUUUGAGAGAGUGAGUGAGCAGGAGAGAGGGGGAGAGAGAACCUGAAGUCAGCUCUGCACUGAGCACAGAGCCCUAUGUGGGGCUCGAUCCAGUAGCCACGAGAUCAUGACCUGAGCUGAAACCAAGAGUCAGAUGCUUAACUGACUGAGCCACCCAGGUGCCCCAAGAAAUCUUUUUAGAUAGCAGGCAGAAACAUCACCCUGAAGACCAGGCUCUCCCAUAUGCUGCUUUAAUCGGGGAGAUUCUUUACCUGACCCCAAAUCCCAUGUUUAUGACAGCAGUUAAAGUAACAACUAGAAGGAGCUCUUAUCCACAGAAGAUUAUGCCUCUCUCUCUCUUACGAGAUGGUCUUUAAAGAUUUUUAUGAGAAUAUAAGGAGGUGGUGUCUUAAAAAAAAAAAAAAAAAGAGAGAGAGAGGUGGUGUCUUUUUAUUCCAAAGUUUUAUGGUAGAUUUGUCAAAUCAGUACCAAGAAAACCCCUAAAUACAAAACCACCCCUACAUUUAGACUUUAGAGCAGAAACUGGGGAAGCCCUGAAGGCUUCAGACAAAAGGUAGCUUCAUCUUGGGCUCCACCUGUUUUCUCAAGACCUGAAAGGGAUGCUCGGACAUCCAACUUCCUACCUUUUACUUUAACCUCUUAAAACCCUUGUAAUCUCACCUAUGCCUUAAAAUCACCUCUCUGAAAUAUUGGGAGGUUCUUAAAUUUCAUACAUUUAAUUAGAUCAUGUAUUUUUAACUUGGGUUUCUUAACCCAUAUUUGAUAACUGCUUCUAAUUUUUAUUUUUAUUUUUUAUUUAAAUUAAAUUAACAUAUAGUACUUUAUUAUUUUCAGAAGUGGAGUUGAGUGAUUCUUCAAUCCUUUUUUUUUUUAAGAUUUUAUUUAUGGGGCCCCUGGGUGGCUCAGUGGGUUAAAGCCUCUGCCUUUGGCUUGGAUCAUGGUCCUGGGCUCCUGGGAUCAAGCCCUGGGCUCUCUGCUCAGUGGGGAGCCUGCUUCCCCUCCUCUCUCUCUGCCUCCCUCUCUGCCUAUUUGUGAUCGCUGUCUGUCAAAUUAAAAAAAAAAAAAAAAAGAUUGUUUUUACUUAGGAGACAGCAAGAGCAGGAUGAGUGACAGAGAGAGAAGCAGGCUCCCCACUGAGUAGGGAUCCCAAUAUGGGGCUUAAUCCUGAGUUUCCAGGAUCAUGAUCUGAGCUGAAGGCAGACACCCAACCAACUGAGCCACCUGGGCACCCCUCAUCAGUCUUAUGUAUACCUAGUGCUCAUUAUAUCAUACACCCUCCUUAAUGCCCAUCACCCAGUUACCCCAGCCCCCUACCCCCUCCCCUCCAGCAA